AUGCUCGCACGGUCUUACUUCAACAAAUUGGGCGAGGAGUUCAAGACGAGGAAUUUCAGCAUCUACGCACAAUGGUUCGGUCUCUUGGACAUCAUCCUCUGCUUCGCCCUCGGAAUCUCCAACCUCUUCCACACAACCCUCGUCAUAAUCAUGUCCGCCCUCGCCCUCCUCUUCGGCUUUCUCCUCAUCUUCAUCGAAAUCCCAUUCCUCCUCCGCAUCUGUCCCCUGUCCGAGAAUUUUACCUCUUUUGUCAGGAGGUUCGGUGAUAAUAGGAUGAGGUGUGUGGUUUAUUUGGUGAUGGCGGGGGUGGAGUGGGCGAGUCUGGCGUUUCAGGCGACGAGUUUGAUUGUUGUUGCGUUGUUUUUGACGGUUACGGGGGCUUGUUAUGGGUUUGCGGCGGUGAAGAGGCAGGAGUUUACGAGCAGCAAGAUGCUUGGUGGUGGGGGUGUUGCACAGAUGAUUGUGUAA
This is a messenger RNA of Saitoella complicata NRRL Y-17804, 468 nucleotides long. Its product is annotated as Golgi apparatus membrane protein TVP18. The transcript is spliced from 2 exons. Gene Ontology annotation, biological process: vesicle-mediated transport. Bases 1 to 468 code for a protein of 155 amino acids. The record is from RefSeq and is a predicted model, not a curated record. Lineage: Eukaryota; Fungi; Ascomycota; Saitoellomycetes; Saitoellales; Saitoellaceae. Gene Ontology annotation, cellular component: Golgi membrane.